Messenger RNA from Fopius arisanus, 2118 nucleotides. RefSeq names its product Sil1 nucleotide exchange factor (gene Sil1). The coding region runs from base 255 to 1604 and encodes 449 amino acids. The record is from RefSeq and is a predicted model, not a curated record. The transcript has 4 exons. NCBI's taxonomy places the organism in Eukaryota, Metazoa, Arthropoda, Insecta, Hymenoptera, Braconidae.
AUCGAUUUAUGUAGUCGAUGUUUUUCUUGAUGGCACAUGUGACGAUUUACAUUCGUGUUUGAAUCUUCAAUGAACUGACGUGUAUUUUUCCCAUUCAUCGAUGAUGUUUAUCAUUAACAAUUGCUCCCGGUGAUGAUGGAUUAUUUACAACUGGAUCGAGAAACAAUUGAGAGUUAAUAUUGUGACGAGUUGUUUCGUGGCAAGAGAUAUUGACAAAAUAUUGGAGAACAAUUGCAUCAUAAAUUCUCUGGAAAAUGAAGAUUCUCAUGAUUUUGUUGGUUGUUUAUUUAUUUGGAGCUCUUGGGGGCAAUUGUGAGAACAAAUCGACAGCUUUUGUUGCCACGACCGAGUGGCAGACUGUCAGAAAAGGACAGUCAAUACCCAAAGGCCUCCACGUGAGACACAAUUUGAAGACAAAAGUGAUUCAGGCGAAAUUAUUCGAAGACGAUAACGAUAAUCAAGAGAAUAAUGACGACGAGAAAAUAAAAUCAUUGUCUUUGCAUUCGGAUGCAGUUCUGCAUGAUGCAGCCAAUGAUUUGGUGUUGUCAAUUGACGAAUUGAAGGAGAAACUCAAGAAAAUUAAAUUGGAGACCAGAGAGGAUGCUGAUUCAUUGGCCCAUAAGGAAGAGGUGAAAAAGGCAUUCAGGAGUUACGAAGACAUAAAAGAGGACUUCAAGGCCCUGGAAAUGAAUAUCACGACUGAUUCUGAAAUUCUCACUGAUAUUUUUAAUAAAUUCAAGAAUUACGAGAAGUCUCUGGCCUCUGGAAGUCUUCUGAGGUCUGAAGCCGAUGCAGUUCUCCAGAUUUUUAAUGAUCUGGAGUUUUUGCUUCAUCAGAUCGAUAAUGCACAGGUGUUUGCCGAUUUAGGGGGGAUGGAGAAGAUAAUCUCGCCCUGUCUGAACAUAACGAACGACGACGUGAAGAUUGAGGCCCUGAUAAUCCUGGGGACAUCAGUCCAGUCGAAUCCCAAGGUCCAGCUGAGGGCCACGAACGCAGACCUAGUGCAGAAGCUGCUGCACACCUUGACAGUCUCCAGUAAAGUAUCUCUGGAUUCUCGCUGCAUGUUCGCCCUGGGAGCCCUAGUCCGUCAAUUUCCAGCUGCCCAGAAGGUCCUCAUCGAUCACGGAGGCCUGGAGCUCUUCGGUAAAAUCCUGGAGGACGGCGCCAGUCAAAUCCAGGUACGAGUGAUGAAACUCAUCACCGAUCUCUCGAUUGAACGUGAGAACAUAAAAAAUACAGAGGACGAGGCUCUCAGGACCCUGAAGACGAGGGAAUACGAGAAGACUGAAUUCGAGAAGAAAUUGCAACUCCACAAUUACUGCAAGUACUUGACUAUUUUAAUCACUCAGAAGUACACGGAUGACGUGAUGCCCCAGGAUUUUCUGGAAGUCAUCCUCGAGAAUUUGAUAACUCUCAGUGGAACCUGCAGGAACGAGUUUCGAGAUCCUGAGAACUCUUUAAUUAAUACUCUCCAGAAACUGGAGGGAUUCUACGAAAAUCUGAGACAGGGAACAGGCCUUGAGGACCUCGAGACCUGGGAAAAUUUGUACAAACAGAUAUUGAGACUCAAAUCUCUCGUCUUUGAAGUUCACGAUGAAUUGUAAAUUGCGGUAGACUGUGGAAUAAUUUUUAUGCUCAAUAAAUAUUUGAUUAAUUUAAUACAAGGCAUUGUCUUGGAUUUGGGAAUGUUAAUUAUCCAUUUUCUAUGAAUAAUCUUUGAUUUUUUAAGUCACAGACUCACAUAGUUCCUUUAUUUACAAAUCCAUUGUGUCAAUUACUCACAUUUCCAUUGUUUCAACUAAUGAAUUACAAAAUUUAUCUUGAGUUGAGAAAAUACGAAAUUUGGUAUAAAGUCAAAUUUAGGUGAAAUAAUCGAAAAUGCACGUCAAAUGGCAAAAUAAAUUGUGCAUUCUCGUCAAUAUUUACAGUCCUCAUCCAUGCACUCGCAUUAUCCAAUUUAUAUAAAUUUUUUAAUGAAUAAUGUCAAGAAAUUUAACGCAUUAUUUCGAUUUUUCAAAUACUUCUCAUGGAAAUCAACACCGGAUUCUUCAAAUGCUCUCCAACACGAUUUUUUUUUUAUUUAUACAGAAAAAUUAGACUAUGAAAAUCGACUAACAA